This is a messenger RNA of Sinocyclocheilus anshuiensis, 2584 nucleotides long. Its product is annotated as synaptic vesicular amine transporter-like. Gene Ontology annotation, biological process: xenobiotic transport; transmembrane transport; aminergic neurotransmitter loading into synaptic vesicle. The coding region runs from base 79 to 1629 and encodes 516 amino acids. Lineage: Eukaryota; Metazoa; Chordata; Actinopteri; Cypriniformes; Cyprinidae. Gene Ontology annotation, molecular function: xenobiotic transmembrane transporter activity; serotonin:sodium:chloride symporter activity. The record is from RefSeq and is a predicted model, not a curated record. The transcript has 16 exons. Gene Ontology annotation, cellular component: terminal bouton; synaptic vesicle membrane.
CUCACAGCAAAGCUCAAUGCAAAUGUGCUUAUAAGGAUAUUUUUGUCACUCGCUCUCUGGCAUUUGGAUUUGAAUAAAAUGGGAUUAUUUGAUGCUCUUAGAGAUUUUAGUUUAUUAACAUGGCUAAGAGAAGAAAAACAGUCUCGGAGGCUGAUUCUGUUGAUCGUUUUCAUUGCGUUGCUGUUGGACAACAUGCUGUUGACGGUGGUCGUGCCUAUUAUUCCAAGCUACCUGUACUCAGUGGACGAUGAAGCUGCUCAGUCGGUCCGGAAUCACUCCAUGUCCUCUCUGUCCCCAUCUGGCACCUUUCAGAGCAUUGUGUCUCUGUACGAUAACACAACACGCCUGACCGUCUUCAGCUCACAGAUGAGCACGGCUGGCCCAAUGAACCCAGCCCCUACUUCUGUGAUGCCCUCUCAAAAUAAGUCGGACUGCCCCAAAGCAGAUGACCAGCUUCUGAAUGAGAAUGUGAAAGUGGGUCUGUUGUUUGCCUCUAAAGCAACAGUACAGCUAAUUACUAACCCCUUUAUAGGGCCCCUAACCAACAGAAUAGGAUACCAGAUCCCGAUGUUUGCUGGUUUCUGCAUCAUGUUUGUGUCAACCAUAAUGUUUGCAUUUUCAUCAAGCUAUACGUUGCUGUUUUUGGCCAGAUCUCUACAAGGUGUCGGCUCCUCCUGUUCUUCUGUGGCAGGUAUGGGGAUGCUGGCAAGUGUUUACACAGAUGAUGAGGAAAGAGGAAAUGCUAUAGGAAUUGCCCUGGGAGGACUAGCCAUGGGAGUUUUGGUUGGCCCUCCGUUUGGAAGUGUCAUGUAUGAGUUUGUUGGUAAGACGGCUCCUUUCCUUAUCCUGGCAGUGCUGGCGGUGCUUGAUGGAGCUCUGCAGCUAUUUGUGCUUCAGCCUUCUAAGGUUGACCCAGAGAGCCAAAAAGGAUCAUCACUAAUUACCCUCAUGAAGGAUCCAUACAUCCUCAUCGCAGCAGGUUCCAUUUGUUUUGCUAACAUGGCCAUUGCUAUGCUGGAGCCAGCUCUGCCCAUCUGGAUGAUGGAGACAAUGUGUCCCAGGACAUGGCAGCUAGGGGCUGCGUUCCUGCCAGCCAGCAUCUCAUAUCUAAUAGGGACCAACAUCUUUGCCGUUUUGGCUCACAAAAUGGGGAGAUGGCUGUGCUCUCUUAUAGGGAUGCUUCUGGUUGGAAUCAGCAUUCUUUGUGUGCCUCUUGCAAAAGACAUAUACGGACUCAUUGUGCCAAACUUUGGAGUUGGAUUUGCAAUAGGUAUGGUGGACUCCUCCAUGAUGCCUAUCAUGGGUUAUCUAGUAGAUCUGAGGCAUGUAUCUGUGUACGGUAGUGUGUAUGCCAUUGCUGAUGUUGCCUUCUGCAUGGGCUUUGCAAUAGGUCCAUCAGCAGGCGGGGCGAUUGCGCGGAGCAUCGGCUUUCCCUGGCUCAUGACCAUCAUUGGUGUAAUAGACAUCCUGUUUGCUCCUCUCUGUUUCUUCCUGCGAAAUCCUCCCGCCAAUGAGGAAAAGAUGGCCAUUUUGAUGGACUCUAACUGUUCAAUGAAGACCCGUUCCUACUCCACCCAGGGCUCCAGCUACCAAAUGGGUGAGGAUUUUGAUCCCGAGAGCCCUGAAUAGGCCUCAUCAAAGCCCUCGGCCAUGUAUGUCACCCAGAGUAUCUAUUUUGUUGUAUGAAAGAGAAAAACAACUUUAACUACUUUAAAGAAAACCACAAUGCUAAUUUGUGAGAAUGUCCCAUAUUUGUCCCACACUGUCCUGUGGUCGUGAUGGUCGUGUUCUUCUGAAGCAAACCAAAGUUGUUCUUGUUGCUGUUUGUUCUCAAUGUGGGAGAGGUGAAAUAUCUAACCAACAGCCUUAUCGAUAUGGAUAACAUUUGUGUGUGAUUGAAAAUGCAGGAUUUGAGAGAGGAUAAAAGGAAAACAUUAAGUACAAUUUUAUUCAGCAUAACAAUGUUCAUAUUUUCUCAUUCAAAAGUCAGACAGGGUAGUUGAAAAGAUUCAUUCAGUAUGACCUAAUGGACAGAUAUGUAUUGGAUAUUUAUUGUUUGUCUGUGGUGGUAGGAAAGUAUGGUGAUCAUAUAUAUAUCUAUCAGUCCUGUUGAAGUCUUUUCAUAGGCGUAAACGUCAGUGAAGGUGCAUUUGAGUCAGAUAAAUGGAUUAUAUCUCACCUUGAAAUGGGUCUUAAAAUGUUGCUAUUCGUAUCAUAAUCAGUUCAAACUACAUAAUACAUUAUAGAGAACAGCUGAAGAACAUUUUAGGCAAAUUAAAACGUGAAUUUUUUCUUCAAAUCUGGUACAUUAUUUGAUUCCAUUGCUGUUGUUUUAAUUUAGGCUUUUGAGAGGAGAUUUUAAUGUUAACUUGCAUUGGAGUGUAGGUCCUAAGCUUAACACAUUUCAAAUGUCUUGUUUUUUUUUGUUUUUUGAAAAAGCAAAAGGUCUGACAGCAUCAGAUAAUCAAGCAGAAUGUCAACAAGUCCUCCUGUCACGUUCUGUUUGUGUGACUUGUUUGAUGUCGCUAAAAAUGAUGUACUGUAUUAUCAAAGAUGAGCCACAGCUAAAUUUUGAAUACACAUG